AGCCAUUGGAACCAUCCCCAAACGGAUUCAAGAUGGUGUGUGGACUCGACGCAAAGCCUUGAGCGUCUGCCAAACAUAAUUAUAAAGCUACGUUGUUUGGAUCGAUAUCAAGCCCCUUCGUAUAAACGUCGAUGACAUCCUCGCGCUGAUUCAAUCCUAAGUGAGCAGCUCUCUGUAACCUGAGAAUCAAUGCUUAGGUUCAUCGGUUUGACAAACCAAUAAUAUGAUCGGACUAUCAAAAUUGUUAAAUACGUACAAAACUAAUAAAUCACGGUGGUUUCUCACCGUAGUUACCUGCUCGUCAAGGAGGAGCAUGUCGACACGAAGAAUAUGGUCGAUUUAAUUCAAGAGAGUGGGAUGAGUGAUUUAUAAGACGUAAAUGAAUGGAUUAAUGUAUUCAGGUGACGAAAACUCAGGCCGUUACAGAGACACUGCCGGAGGUGGUGAGAUGUGAAGAGUCACGCGACACUCUUCUGAUCGUGAAAAAAAAAAAAGAAGAAAACUCUGAUGACAUCUGGGCUUUGAUAGAGAAAACAUAAAAAGCCCAUAGAAGAAAUCAGAUUAAAAAAAACGAAGCCCACAUUUCUAAGGUCUUGCUGACGUGUCAAAAACGACUCUCCUGAUUGGAUGAUUUUAAUGUCCUACGUGGACAGGCUCUCUGAUCAGUAUAUGCUCCUUUUAGUAUAGGUUAGAUAUGGAGACAAAAAUUUCAAUUAGGUUAUACAGAAGACUUCUUGGGAAGUCUUCUAAGAGAAAACUUCUUAUAAAGUCCAAUAGACCCUAAUAUCAAAUACAUGAGAAGACUUCUGGAAGAUAUUUGGAAGACUUUGCUUUAUGCGAAAAACCUAAAUUCUACUAAAAUUUAAGCGGGAAUAUGUCAGAAGACUUCUUGGGAAAUCUUCUCGAAGUCUUCUAGAAAUUUUUCAAACCAUAACCUAAUAAAAUAACUAACUAGAUAGCAAAAAACAAUUCAUUAAACUUAAAAUCAACUUAUAAAGUGUUUAAUAUACACAAAAUUAAACACAUGUAGAACAAUUGUUUUAAAAAAAGUUAAGAUUCUAAAAUUAAACCCUAAAUACAAACAAUACUAUAACAUAUGUUACUAAACCCUAACCAAAGUCUUUUAAGAAUCUUCCAGACCCUAUAAUCAAAUAACUAAGCAAAAACACUUCCUUAAACUUAAAAGAAACUUAGAAAGUGUUUAUAUCAAAUAAUUAGAUAGUCACUAAACACAUAUACGUCAAACUAAAAAUAAAAAUUAAAAGAUAAUAUUUCAAAAUCUAAUCCUAAAAAUACCAACAAUACUAUAACAUAUGUUACCAAACCCUAAACCGAAGGCUUUCAUGAAUCUAUCUACAUCCAUUCAUCUAUGUUAAAAAUAAUUUAAUUUUUGUAAAACUAAAUUUCCAUCAUUUAAAAAUGUUUAUUAAUACAUGAUUUUGAUUUUUUUUCUCUUUCAAAAUAUUUUUUUAUAAAAUUUAUUAAUUACUUAUAAGAUCUAACACAUGAGAAGACCCAGAAGACUCCUAGAAGAUUUCGAUUUAGGCGGGAAAUCUAAAUUCUUCUAAAAUUUAGGCGGGGACCCUAAAUACUACUAAAAUUUAAGUGGGAUAUAUCAGAAGACUUCUUGGAAAGUCUUUUGUGAAUCUCUGAAACCCUAUAAUCAAAUAACUAAACAAUAAAACAUUUCCUUAAACUUUUAAGAUACUUAAAAAGUGUUUAAAUCAAGUUAUUAGAUAAUCUCUAAACACAUAUAGGUAAAAAAAAAAUUUAAAAAAACAAAAGAUAAGAUUUCAAAAUCUAACCCUAAAUAUACCAAAAAUAUUAUAACAUAUGUUACCAAACUCUAAACCAAAGACUAUCAUGAGUUAAUCUAUUUUCACGCAUCUAUGUUGAAAAUAAUUCAAUUUUAGUAAAAAUAAAUUUAAAUCAUUUAGAAAUGUUUAUUAUUACAUGAUUUCACUUUUUUCCCAUCAAAAUAUUUUUUAUAAAAAAAUUAAAUUAUUCUUAAGAUUUGCUGAACGGGAAGACUUACAAAGAAAUCUUAUCUGUAAGUCUUCUCACGUGGAGGGUUAUAAUGGUAAAACUCAAUACAUGUUUUUUGUUUAGUCAUAAGGAGGUUGUCGUAAUUUCACUAGCCUUUUGGAUUAUUUUUGCAUUUGAUUGAAUUUGUGGUACAUUUUUUGUAUUCAAAAUCAAAAUUUGAAUCAUUUUUGGCAAUUUUCCCAUUAUAAUAUUAUAAAUCGUCUGUUUUACCAUAUCAGUUCAACACUUAUAAUUUUUGUUUUACAAAAUAUUGAUUUUGUACUUUUGAUGCAAAAUUUUACAUAAACCUUCGGUUUUAUUCUAUUAUUUUAGUUUAUUGAUUAGAGAUGUAAAAUAAACUAGCGUACUGAUAAACAAAUUUGUAGAAUUUUCAAUAGUUCUGAUAAUAUGCGUGAAAAACAUUUAUAAUGAAAUGAAUGAUCUAGUUUAUCAGGUCAGGAAUUUUUCGUCACUAAAAAAGCGUGUUUAUGCACAAAACAUCGCUUUAAAUACAAUUCGGUAGAUGUCCCAAUUUAAAAUAGUACAUGCGUGUAUGGUAUCAAAUUGUUCCUGAAGUAGAAGAAGCCAAAUUGCAUUUUUUUCAACUAUCACCAAGCCAAUAAAAACGAAAUACACGCUUGUCUUGGUUGCUCAAUAACGUUUAAGUCGAAAAUGAAACAUCAUGAAAUAGUCUGGCUCUAGUACAUGAUGACGUUGUUUGUCGAGUUCUUACACACCACGUAUAAGCUACUAACGUCGUCGCUCCUUCAUGAUUCACACAAAUUAUAGUAUUUCCAUUUUGAAUAUAUUUUAAAUGUUUUUGUUUCGAAGGGUACACAAUUAUUGUUUUUACUUCUUUUUUAUUAACGGGAUAUAUGGAUCAAGCCAACUUGUCUUCGAGAGCGACGAAUAGUCCAACUUCAAUUUUUCAAAUGACACCUAAAGUAUUGUUUCAUAUCGUGUAGAGUGACAAUUUAGUUCCAAGUAGGAAUUGAACCCAUGAGCGACGGGUAUAAUGCACAAUUAUUGUUUACUUAUAAAUACUCAACGUAGCGGACCACUCUUGUCCAUUAUUAAGAGAAGCAGUACUAAAAACAACAACGCUGUAUUUUACUAUUUUAUCACUUGGCUAGCUCUAAAAAUGCAACGUGCAUUAGAGGAACCGCACUGUACCAUUUCCGUCGGAUCACCUACGCUCGUGGAGUUGCUGACAGACUGCGAUAGUUUCCGGAAGGAAGAAGACUCGAGCUCUGUCGCCAGAAGCGAUGAUCCGGCUCAUAGCAUUAUAGAUGUCGAGGCUUUGCACGUAAAACCUGUGCGGUUCGUCUUAGCCUUUAACAAUCUUGAAUACAACGUGACAUUUCGCCGGUGGUUUGAUUUCUCGCGGCCGCGAAGCUCCGAUACAGUGAAGACUCUACUCGAUGAUGUUUCUGGAGAGGCUUGUGAUGGAAACAUCCUCGCCGUUCUCGGUGCAAGCGGAGCCGGAAAGUCCACCUUGAUCGAUGCACUGGCGGGACGUGUUGCCAAGGAGAGUCUUAAAGGCUCUGUGACACUAAAUGGAGAGAAUGUUUUGGAGUCGCAGCUGUUGAAAGUGAUAUCAGCAUACGUGAUGCAAGACGACCUUCUCUUCCCGAUGCUCACUGUUAAAGAAACCUUAAUGUUUGCUUCCGAGUUUCGUCUCCCAAGAAGCUUCCCCAAGUCAAAGAAGAUGGAGCGUGUCCAAGCCCUCAUCGACCAGCUAGGCCUCAGAAACGCGGCGGACACAGUUAUAGGAGACGAAGGACACCGUGGCGUCUCCGGUGGAGAGCGGCGACGCGUUUCGAUCGGUAUCGACAUCAUCCACGACCCUAUUGUCUUGUUUCUAGACGAGCCUACGUCGGGGUUGGAUUCCAGCAACGCGUUUAUGGUGGUGCAGGUUCUGAAACGAAUCGCUCAAAGCGGCAGCAUUGUUGUUAUGUCGAUCCAUCAACCCAGCACUCGUAUCAUAGACUUGCUUGAUCGCCUUAUCAUCUUAUCUCGCGGAAAGAAUGUUUUUAGUGGCUCUCCGGCUAGUCUUCCUAACUUCUUCUCUAACUUGGGACAUACAAUCCCUGAGAAAGAGAACAUCACUGAGUUCGCACUCGAUGUAGUUAGAAAACUCGAAGGAUCAACCGAAGGAACCAGAGAGUUGGUAGAGUUCAAUGAGAAGUGGCAGCAAAGCAAUCUUGGACUCAGCCAAUCAGCUCGACCCACCCCACAUGGCUUAUCCUUAAAAGAAGCAAUAAUUGAGAGUGUGUCAAGAGGAAAACUAGUCUCGGGCUCAUCAUCUGGAGCUACUUAUCUCACCUCCAUGGAAACAGUAUCUUCAUACACGAACCCGUCACUAUUCGAAACGUUCAUCUUAGCCAAACGUUACAUGAGAAACUGGAUCCGGAUGCCUGAGCUCCUAGGAACACGGAUCGCCAUCGUUAUGGUCACUGCAUUUCUAUUAGCCACUGUCUACUGGAAGCUGGACAACACUCCAAGAGGUGCACAAGAGAAACUGACUUUCUUCGCAUUUGUGGUGCCCACGACGUUCUACUUAUGUUUAGACAAUGUCCCGGUUUUUAUCCAAGAACGAUAUAUUUUCUUGAGAGAGACAACUCGCAAUGCCUACAGAACAUCGUCCUAUGUCAUCUCCCACUCGCUGGUGUCUCUUCCGCAGCUUAUUGCUCCUUCCUUGGUAUUUUCCUCGAUAACAUUCUGGACGGUUGGUUUGCAUGGCGGGUUAGAAGGCUUCGUAUUCUAUUGUCUCAUAAUCUACGCCUCGUUUUGGUCUGGAUCCUCCGUCGUUACUUUCAUAUCCGGUCUUGUUCCACAUAUCAUGUUAAGUUACAUGGUCACCAUUGCCUAUGUCGCCUACUGUUUACUCUUGAGUGGGUUCUACGUUGUCCGUGAUCGUAUACCGAGCUACUGGAUUUGGUUUCAUUACAUUUCGCCGAUAAAGUAUCCAUACGAAGCCGUGUUAAUCAAUGAGUUUGAUGACAAGUCUCGUUGCUUUGUUAAGGGAGUCCAAGUAUUCGAGGGUACCCUUCUUGGAGGAGUUAGCGAUAUGAAAAAGGUGGAGCUUCUUGAAACUCUAAGUAGAUCUCUAAGCACUAGGAUAACACAGUCCACGUGCUUGAGGACGGGGUCUGACUUACUUUCGCAGCAAGGUAUUACUCAACUGAGUAAGUGGGAUUGCUUGUGGAUUACGUUAGCUUCGGGGCUCUUCUUUAGGAUCUUGUUUUACUUCGCCUUGCUGUUCGGGAGCAAAAAUAAGAGGACGUGAAAGUAGUCGCCAUAAACAUAUUUAAAUAAGGCUUGAAAACUUCAAAGUGUAUUAUUAGAUUCUCGUUUGUUGUAGUUUUGAGCUAUUCUAAAAUACGGUGAAUACGCUGGUCUAUACGCUGCUUAAACGUUGAACGAUGUUAUCGAAUAUUACUAUUCGGAUUAUCUUUUCUUUUUCCAAACAAUUAUGAUUAUCACUUCGUUACACUUAAAGCAAAAGCAUUGGCAUUGGA
Brassica rapa (field mustard) is the source of this 5546-nucleotide messenger RNA. RefSeq names its product ABC transporter G family member 19. Gene Ontology annotation, molecular function: ABC-type transporter activity; ATP hydrolysis activity; ATP binding. Gene Ontology annotation, cellular component: membrane. The record is from RefSeq and is a predicted model, not a curated record. NCBI's taxonomy places the organism in Eukaryota, Viridiplantae, Streptophyta, Magnoliopsida, Brassicales, Brassicaceae. Gene Ontology annotation, biological process: transmembrane transport.